AUCUGCGUGCAGAUGUUUCCGUGUUGUUUGUCUGCAACAAUAAUUCAAAAUGUUGCAUCAUUUUCCAUUUUGAUAACUAGUAACAUUAUGCAGGAUAUUUGGCGCGAAAAUCUCCACGCAAAGUUUACGCAGUAGCUCGUCACUCAGGGUUCAGUUUUUAAUGUAACCUCGCUGGACUAUAUUCUUUACGAUCCUGUGACACGAAGUGUGUGAGAGAUGGCUGAUGAGCUCGCCAGGGUGAGUAGAAGGUUUGUGGACAAAGUGUCCAGAGCACUGAUUAAGCAGCUCCUGGACUACCUUUUAGACGAUGGCAUUUUGAAUGAUGGCGAGAAAGACUCAAUAGACGAGGAGAACAGCGCCACGGCAGACAAGGCACGCUGUCUCAUUGACACAGUGAAGAAGAAAGGAGACGAAGCCAGCAGGAAGCUGAUUGCUCACCUGAAGAGCAGAGAUGCGACACUGUACUCUGAGCUGGGCCUGUCCUCGGAUCAACCUGUUUAGCCGCAGUGUCUCAAGAGAAGCGGAACUGGUCAUCCACACUAAUCCCUACUGCUGAUGCACCGUGCACAGAGGAAAUGAGGAAUGGAGAUACUCGUCAUUCAUUAUCAUGCAAUUUAUAAAGACGUUGUUUCUGUAUAAUAUAAAAAAAAAUACAGUUUUACUUCAGAAGAUUUCUAUUAAGACUCUUCUCAAUGCACGACAUGCAGUCAUGAACUUAUAAUCACUUGAUGUCUUAAUAUCUAUGGUAAUAUUAAUGCCCUUUAUAUACUUAUUUUUAGUAAAUAUAUGAUAAAAUGUGUGACUCAUUAUAAAAUGAUAUUUAACUGUGUGUGUGUGUUUUUUUUGUAAUUGACCGAAUUGUCACGUGACUAACGGAUUAUGGGACAUCUGGUGAAUUUUACGUCAUGAUUAUUUCAUUAAUAAAAAUGUUUUUGCAGCUUCUGAGAUUAUUAAUGUAUCCUGUACUGGGAGAAAUUAUAUCUGCUGAUUGUAAUACUUGCAGGGAAACUUAUGGGUUGUAGAUGCUACACGUACUGGUAAAAAAUAAACCAUAAAAUCCUUCAUAAA
Epinephelus lanceolatus (giant grouper) is the source of this 1068-nucleotide messenger RNA. RefSeq names its product caspase recruitment domain-containing protein 18-like. Gene Ontology annotation, molecular function: cysteine-type endopeptidase activity. Gene Ontology annotation, biological process: regulation of inflammatory response; regulation of apoptotic process; proteolysis. The record is from RefSeq and is a predicted model, not a curated record. Gene Ontology annotation, cellular component: AIM2 inflammasome complex; NLRP3 inflammasome complex; IPAF inflammasome complex. NCBI's taxonomy places the organism in Eukaryota, Metazoa, Chordata, Actinopteri, Perciformes, Serranidae.